AUGCAUGCCUCUCUCGUCGAGAAGGACACAAGGGAGGACGUCCUCCUGAUCAAGGACACUCGAUCCAAGGAGGAUAUGCACCUGUUCAAAGACAACAGGACAAAAGCCACGACAGGUUCGUCGGUGUCGUCUCUCUACCCUCUCAAGGACAUUGAAGGCAAUGGACAUGAAUCGGGGUUCUUUGUCUUUCCCGAUCUCUCGGUGAGGAUGGAAGGCACCUACCGCCUCAAGUUUUGUCUCUAUGAGAUGGUUGGCAAGGAUGUCCACUUCUGCGCGCACGUGAUUUCUGAGCCCCUUGUCGUCUUUUCUGCAAAAAAGUUUCCUGGCAUGGAAGAAUCAACGGUGCUCUCGCAGUAUUUUGCCGAUCAGGGCCUCAAGCUCCGGAUACGAAAGGAAGUCCGUCCCAAGAAGAGGACACGCGGCGAGUAUAUCGGAAUUGAACCAAAGUCACUGAGUCCAGCCGAUUCGCAACUACAAGAACAACAAGAACCAGCAGAUUCUCAAGAGGAUGAAGAAUCGGCAGCAGCUGCUGCAGGUCUCCCUGCAAACUCCAAACGCAGGGCUUCCGGAGCCACGCCUCAUCUGGAAAACAAGAACGCUGCUGAUUCAUCGACCAGUGCAACUCAGGCGCAGAUCCAAAAGAGCCGACCAUGGAGGAGCCCCUUACCAGAGCACUUGGAGACUCCUGCUCAGCGGUCACGGUCGUUGCAGGAACCAUACGCUCCCUACGAUGAUGAAGCGCUACAAAUCGCUCGAAGACAGUCUGCCACCACCAAGGCGGCUGAAGGUGUGUCCCAGUUGGAUCUCAAUGGAGGACCGCGGCCAGGGGAGGAAUAUUACGCUCGUGUACAGGAGGCGCAAAUGUAUCGAGAGUACGCAGGUCAGACUGCAAGAGCAGGAGCUCUGGGACCCUAUCGAGGCGGCAGUGGCGCAGCAACGCCUCGAACGGCCAUUCAGCCUGGGCAUUAUCCCUCAGGAUCGCCCAGCACGCCCUUUUCUCACAACCCCGAUCACCCCAGUCAUGCUGCAAGAGCAAGGGCAGGCGAGCCCAUUGAUCCAAAGGCUGCCGCUGAGUUGUACGAUGACUAUCCGGACGAGCCAAGAAGGAGUGGCUUUGUGGGACCCCAUCGUCACCCGAUGUACGAUCCUCGUCUUGGACCAAGACACCCUCGUGACGCCCACCGUGGACCACCCUAUCCUCCAGAUGGCCUGCCAACCGAUGGCCCGUAUGCCUAUGCACCUUAUCCUGGUUAUCCGGGACGGCCUCGUUCUACCGACUUUGGACCCUAUCCUGGAGACUAUUACCGCGCAGGCCCUCAUCCGUACGAUCGUGAUCAUAUCAUGAGGUCUGCCGAUGAUCUUCCGCCUCAUUACCCACCUUACCCAUACCACCUGCAUCGGGACCUAUACGACCCUCGCGCCUUUGAUGACUAUGGGUAUCCCCGCUUCCGCCCUGGUACACAGGCUGACCCCUACGCUGGCUACCCAUACCGGUACCCACCUCUCCAUGGGAAAUACCCACCGCACGAAGGAAUGGUUCCUGUCUCACCUUACACAAUGGCAGAGGUUGACGCCAUCGCGAUGGGCAAACACCCUUACCCGUACCCUCCACAUGAACCCGGGACUCCGUACAGCCGGUCUGGGGCAGCAGGCUACCCUGCAGUCCCUGGUGAUCCUCAUGGUCGCCCCCUGCGCGAUGAAUUGGGAGCCCCAUAUCCACGAGACCCGAGAGAUCCCCGUGAAGCUCGAGAUCCCAGAGAGGGACGUGAUCCCCGAGACCCACGAGACCCUCGUGAACCACGGGAGCCACGCGACCCAAGAGAUCCGAGAGACCCGAGAGAUCCAAGGGACCCAAGGGAUCCUAGAGAUCCUAGAGAUCCUAGGGUCACGUCUCCUCCACAUCCCCAGGACUAUCCCAUGCCGCAUUACCCUCAUCCAUUAGCCAGAGGAGUAUACGGACCUCCUGGCGAAGGCGCUUAUGGACCAAGCCGCGACCGCGAUGACGGCGUUCGCCAGAGACCAUCUGCCCUUGGCCACCCAGGCUAUCCUCCAUAUGGAGGCCCCCCAGGUUCGGGGAUUGCUGUAGGGCCUUAUGGAAGAGAGAGCCCAUCUACAUAUCCUUAUGGACCUCAUCCAAUGGAUGGAGGCCUUCCCCGGUCGGCGUCGAUGGAUCACGGUCUGGACGGCCAUCCUUCAUUUGGCCAUGGUCGAUCAGCCUCGUCCUCGAACCACCCUCGAGCAGUCCAUCCGCCAACCUCACCUGCGGCGGCCGCGGUCGCAUCUGCAGCUGUAACGGCAUCAGCUGAUGGUUCCGCGGGUGGCUUGGCGAUGCCUUUGACACGACGAGCCAGCUAUGGAUAUGGAUCCGAGAACGAUCAGGAUAGAGCUGGAGCCGCUGAGGGCCGAGAGAAUGCUUCGAGCUAUGCUGCAACACAUCCAGGCCCUCGCCGAUCGGACCCCACACCGUAUGGAGCUGCGGGACGUUCUCUGGAAUCGGAAUACGGAGCACUCCUGCCCAGCUAUGGCCUUCGAGGAGCACAUGCCCAUGCAGCUGCCAUUGCAGCGGCUUCGUACUAUCAUGGCCACGCCCCACCUGGUUACCCUGGCGGAGCAUACCCAGGCCACUUUUCGGGACAGGGCUCUUCGUAUGGACAUGCGGGUCAGCAGAGACAAGGGUCGAAGCAGGAUGACAAAGCAGGAUCGAGCCAGUCUGCAGGGUCUCAAUCUGUGGGGUCAGGAUCUGCACCGCUAGGUAGUCAACCAAACCCGUUAACCGUUCAGACGGUGCCGGAGCACCAGAAGGUGUCUGCCGCCUAG
Molecule: messenger RNA, 2817 nt
Organism: Linnemannia hyalina
Lineage: Eukaryota; Fungi; Mortierellomycota; Mortierellomycetes; Mortierellales; Mortierellaceae
Source: the annotation of a GenBank genome assembly